GUCACGUGUCCAUCCAUCCUCUGUUGAGAUUUUAGAAGUGAAGUCCGCGGCCAUGAGCGAGGCGACCGCCGGCCACUCCUCCGCGGCGGCGGCGGAGUCUGCACCGGACGACGUCAUCGCGGAGAUACUCCUCCGCCUCCCGCCCCACCCUUCCUUCCUCUCCCGCGCCUCCCUCGUCUGCAACCGCUGGCGCCGCCUGGCCCGCGACCCGGGCUUCCUCCGCCGCUUGCGCGCAUUCCAUCGAACACCCCCCGUGCUCGGCUUCUUCCACAACUCCCCGGACCUCCCCCGCUUCGUCCCCGCCGAGGGCGUCCCCGGCCGCGUCGCCGCCGAGGCCGCCUCCCUCAGGAGGGACGGGGAUGACGGCAUGUGGUGGUGCGUCGACUGCCGCCACGGCCGCGCCCUCCUCCGCAGCCGCGACUGGGCCGAGUUGCUCGUCUGGGACCCCAUGACCGGGGAGCGCCGCUGCAUCACCGUCUCCAGCCAGAUCCAGGAGGGGGCCCUCGACCUCAACGCCGCCGUGUUCUGCGCUGCCUCCGGCGGCGGUGACCAAGACUGCCACUCUAGUCCCUUCCAUGUCGUCGUCGUGUUCACCACCGGCCAAUGCCAUGGCCGCGUGUUCGCCUGCGUGUACUCUUCGGGGAUCGACGCGUGGGGGGACCCGAUCUCGACGCCGGUGACAUCACCAUGUGAGCUCUAUGAGGAGCCCCCUGUUCUUGUUGGGGAAGCUCUGUAUUGGCUUCUUGAUGGGAGCCGUAUACUUGAGUUCGAAUUCGGCAACCAAUGUUUAUGUUUAGCUCUGAUUGAUCAUCCUGUGGAGAAUCAUGCCAUCCUCAAGCGGAACAUCCGUCUUGUGAGGAUGGAAGACGAUGAUGUGCUUGGCCUUGCUUUCGUCAAGGAUUUCAGCCUGCACUUGUGGGCGCGGGAGGUUGCCGAUGAUGGUGCGUCGCAAUGGAUUCCGCGCAGAGCCAUUGAGCUGGACAUGAUCCUGCCGCUGGAGGGCUAUCGGUGCCGUGCGAUGCCUAUUUGGAUAUGUGGAUUUGCUGAAGAUGGAGAUGUGGUGUUUAUACGGACUGUUGCUGGAGUUUUCCUGGUUUGGCUUGAUACAUUGAAAUUCAAGAAGGUGUCUGGCUCCUUACUCAUGAAGACUGUUUACUCCUAUGCUAGCUUUUAUGUUCCAAAUGCUAAUGUCACAGGAUAAUGACGGAAAUUUCCACAGAAGCCCAUGACAUCCCAUGUGUUGAUAGAAGCAAGGAACUACUGACAUUUUCAAGCAGAUGAUGGUGCAAAUCAUGGAAUCGGAUGGCUUUAGAAUCUCUUGGCUGCAGUGGUGUUGAAGGAUCAGUUAUGCAUCUGCGCUGCUUUCUCCUGAUUGCAGAGGGUGUUGAAGGAUCACUCCAUGUUUCAAUGAAAAGGUUAAAGUGGCAUUUUGUUGUCGUUGGAGAUAACAGCUACUAAUACUCCAACGCAUAUCAGAUUACUCCAUAAUUCAAUAAAAAGGCGAAAUUGACAUUUUCUCGCCUUUGGAGAUUACAGUUAAUACUUCAUGUGGUACAUUUUAUUUUGUGCGUGCGAUAUGAUAUUGUUGUAUUCCUAUCUCUGGUUACUCUGUUUGAUUGUCUGUGAUGACCCACCAGCUGCUCUAGUUCUUUUUUUUUUCUCUCAUAGGCAAUUCAUCUUUCAAAUGGAACAUUGAUCAUUUGCUCCAUAGCUGAUUGAGCAUAUACAUUUUGCCCAAAAGUUGUGUUCACUUGAUCUUAUGUAAAAAACUUUGGGCCAAAAUCAAGUGCAAACAACUUUGGAUCA
Oryza sativa Japonica Group (Japanese rice) is the source of this 1806-nucleotide messenger RNA. RefSeq lists its product as uncharacterized. NCBI's taxonomy places the organism in Eukaryota, Viridiplantae, Streptophyta, Magnoliopsida, Poales, Poaceae. Gene Ontology annotation, molecular function: protein binding. The record is from RefSeq and is a predicted model, not a curated record.